UUCGCAUAUUUCUCUCUAAAUCCCCCCCUCUCUCUCUCCUUACAAACACUAAACCUAGCCUUAUAUCAAAAUAGAAAAAAUAUAUAUUUUAUAUAUAGAUAUAUACACAGAGAUAUGGCUGAACAAAAUUUGCCAGUAAUAGCAAAGAAAUUCUGGAAUAUCGUACGAAUAGCAUUUUUCAUGCUAAGAAAAAGCAUAUCAAAGCGGAAACUAAUGGUCGAUUUCAACUUAAUUAUGAAGCGCGGCAAAAUCGCUAGUAAAGCCGCUAUACAAAAUCUCAUGUUCCACUACAUGACUCACCAAUGGUCGUUUGCCGUGGAUAAAAAUUUACCCUUCUCUCCUCCACACAACAACAACGAGUAUGAAUUCAGCUGUAGUAACACCCCGAAUUUCCAACUCCCUUCUUUCAACUUCAACAAACGAAACAAAAAUAAAUACCUUUUUUCACAGUCGCAGACGUAUGAUAAUAAUAUGUCUGCCAUCGCGACUCAUGAGGAUGACGUAAUUGUUGUGAAUGCGGCUGUGAUGAAAGCGCUAGAGAUGAUUCAUGAAAGCGAAACGGCUUCCCCCGGGGCAAAUUACUUGCCCGGGUUUGGGAGGACACCUUUGGUGAGGCAACUGCGAGUCACUGACUCGCCGUUUCCUCUAAACACGGAAGAAGAUAGCCGCGUUGAUGAGGCGGCUGAAGCCUUUAUUUCCAAGUUUUAUAGAAAUCUGAGGUGGCAAGCCUCGCCGUGUGCUUAAUAGUAUACUCGAGGAGAUUUAAUGCAAGCAUGCAUAAUAUAUAUGAUUGUAUAACUAUGAAGAUUGGGAGCUGUGAAUAGUGUACGUGCAGCUUGUUUGCAUGUACAUAUAUAUGAUUUCCGUUCUCUCUUCAAGUUUUUUUUUUCUUUUGGGGUAUUUGGAAAUCUACAGAAAUGAAAAUAUAUAAUAUUAGUAUUUAAAUGAAAUGCUAUCUUCGAUCU
Messenger RNA from Solanum dulcamara, 965 nucleotides. RefSeq lists its product as uncharacterized. The record is from RefSeq and is a predicted model, not a curated record. Lineage: Eukaryota; Viridiplantae; Streptophyta; Magnoliopsida; Solanales; Solanaceae. Bases 115 to 744 code for a protein of 209 amino acids. The transcript has a single exon.